Messenger RNA from Microplitis mediator, 4267 nucleotides. RefSeq names its product probable serine/threonine-protein kinase cdc7. Lineage: Eukaryota; Metazoa; Arthropoda; Insecta; Hymenoptera; Braconidae. The record is from RefSeq and is a predicted model, not a curated record. Bases 434 to 3997 code for a protein of 1187 amino acids. The transcript has 2 exons.
ACGAUGGUGAGAUCAGUUUGUACUCGAGGUGGAGGCAAUCCACGAGGAUAUCGUGUGCCUCAGUCAAACUCAGUUAUUCAAGAUAUUUAGUGCAUGUGUGGCUAAUUUUUUAUUUUAUUUUAGUGUAAUUAAUAACUACAUACUUCAAUUAACUAAUUUUUCUUUAUACUUCUAUUAUUUGCAAAAAAAAAAUUUAUUACCAAUUAAAUACAAAAAUCUGUGGUAAUUUUUUUUUUAAUUAAAGAAAAAAAAAAAAAAGAGCUCAUGGGAACGUUGGAUUUAAAAUAAAAAUGCACAUGAGUGCAUAUGAGUGACUAAAGUUAUUGUUAUGAGUUAUGAGAUUCGGGUAAAAUUUAAAAAUAAUUAAAACAAAAAUUAAUUUAUUAAUUAAUGUACCAAAGAACAUCCUUAGGAUUUCAACGAAUAAUAAAUCAUGCCGUGGACUAUUUUCAAAAAAUUACUAUUAUUUAGUAUAAUAGCCAUACUUGCGAUAAGUAACAACUACACAAGUGCUGCGACAAACCAUCGCAAGCGUUACAUCCAACGAAAUAAUAGUAAUAAUAAUAAUAUUAAUAAUAAUAAUAAUAAUAAUAAUAAUAGUAAUAAUUUAUCAUCAAUCGAGCCGAUAAAUAAAGAUUAUAAUGUCAAUAAAACUAAUAUUAAUGUAAAUAUAAACAGUAGUGAGAGUUCAAGUAUAAAAGAUGCUCCGAAAAAUAUCCAGGAAAUGUUGAGAGACGACAAAGAAAUAGAUGAUAAAGAUACAGCCAAGUGGGACAGUUUGCUAUCAUCAUCAACGGGUAACGGUAAAGAAAAAAAAGUAAACCGUGAUGAGGAUGAUGACAAAAAAACUUUAGCGCAGCAAGUAAAAGAAGGCAAGUACGGAUUAAUACAGAAUGAAUUGCCGUCGAAGAAAUUAAGAAGACCUGGAAUAAUAAGUUACUCAUCAAAUCCUGAUAUUCCGCGCGAUAAUUCAAAAAACUUCGGCGGACUAGAUAACGAAGAAAUUUGGUUGGCUGAAAAUCAUUUGCUUGUUAUAAAAGGCGGUGAUUUUGGUGAUGACAGUGACGCGGGGCUUAAAAAUACUGAUUUACAUAAUUGGUCACCAAUUGAUGACUAUCAAGCACCUAAAAGACAAGUUCGUAUUCCAUCAAAUCCUAAAAUACCCCCGCCAUUUCCCAUUCAAUUGACUGACGGCGGUCCAAUUAAAAUAAUCGGCCGUAAUUCAACGGGUGACAGCUCUGAUGACAACGAAUCAUCUGCUCAGUGGAUUAUUCCCGAUGGUCUUGUUCCUUUUAAUGGUACAUAUUUUAUUCAAAAUGAAAGUACUAAUGACACUAAUACAAAUGAUGAUGAUGAUGGACGUAAAACAACAACUAAAUCAAGCCCAACAUUCGCUGGUAUUAUUGGCCCGUUUUUUCCCGCGUUACCACCCGGCGCGAUUUUUGUACCACCGCCUACGUCAUUCAACCAAACUGAUUAUGAUGAAGAUGACCAAUCAAUUUAUUAUCCUCCUGUUUAUAGUUUCAAGUAUCAACAAGACAAUUCGACAGUUGUCCCACCGGGUCCAUUAGUCCCCGGAAUUAUUUUGCCUCCGCCACCAGAUUUUUUUGCUCCUCUUGAUGAUAAUAAUAAUAUUACCGAAACGAAUAAAAUAGAUAAAAAUAAGUGUUCAAAGUGUAAGGAAUCUACGACAGUAAGACCGGGAAAAAUAAAUAAUUUAAAUUCUACAACAGAAACCCAAAGCAAGCAAAUAAAAUUAAAACAAAAAAUAGUAACCGAGUCACCGGUUAAUAAAAAUAAAUUAGAUAAUUAUGUGUCAAUAAAAGUGACAACACCGUCAGCAGUGACGUAUAAGAGUAAAAUAAAUAUAAGCAGGACAACUGAAAAAUCUAAAGUAUCACCGUCUAUUUUAAUGAAGAAAAAAAUCCGUCCUAUAGUUGCCUACUAUUCAACCACGCCCUAUUAUAAUAAAAAAUCAAGUGAAACAACAUCACGGUCUCAUAAUAAACCGCGUGAAACAACACCCACACAAAUUACAUCAACUGAAAAAUUAAACGGUAAUUUAAAAGCCUCGUAUUAUUUUUACGAAGAUAAUGAAGUAACAACACCUUUGCCUAUUAAUUAUCAAGACAAUGAAGCGCGGUUGUCUUAUUAUAAAUUAGUUGUUGAAGAACUACCUCCUAAAUCAAUUUAUCGUAAAUUACCACCGACUACACCUUUACCACUUUCUUCAUACAGAGUUUCAACGGCAACGCCCGGAAAUUAUUAUCAAGUUGAAAUAACUCCCUCGCAACAAACGCUACAGGAUUAUCAGACAAUUGAACCCUCUGUACAAUCAUUUAAACAACAGAUACAAUUACAACAACAACAAAAACAAUUACAACAAGAACAACAAAAACAACAGCAACAACAAUAUCAGCAGCAACAGCAGCAACAAAAUCAACAGAAUAAAAUUAUAAAUACAAGAUUACAGGGGCAAAGAAUUUUAAAAAGUCAAUUAGAAACAGAUUCUUUUUAUAAUAAAAAAUCAUCAUCAUCACCAACUUCUAUUUAUAAUUUUAAGCCUUUGAUUACGUCUACAACAUCUAGACCACGUGAAUAUUUAACAUCUACAACAAUUAAAUAUAAUAAUAAUAAUAAUAAUAAUAAUAAUAAUAAUAAUAAUAAUAAUAAUAAAAUUAGACCGAAGCCUAUUUAUCAAUAUAGUUUUGAAGCUGUUAAUUAUCCUCAUGAUCCAGUUAUUAUUUAUCCAAAUAAUAAUAAUAAUAAUAAUAAUAAUAAUAAUAAUAAUAAUAAUAAUAAUAAUAAUAAUAAUAAUGAAAAAUCAUUUUACAAUAAAUGGCAAGAAGAUAAAGAACAAUCAGAUUCAAAUAAUGAAGAAAAACCAUUUUACGAUAAAUGGAAAAUUCAAAAAGAAGAAACAGACAAUGAAGACAAUAAAUCUUAUUACAAUAAAUGGCAAUUACAAGACACAACAGAUUAUUUAACGGGUUACAACAGUAAUAGUAAUAAUAAUGACAGAUUAAAAAAUAACAAUAAUGAUAAAGAUAAACUAUAUAAUUAUAUUUCAACAACUCAAGCACCUCCGUCACUACUAAGACACGAAGAAACAACAUCAGACCCCAAAAGUAUUUACUACACAAAACAUGAGGACCAGUAUCUAGAUGAUGUAACUAAGGAAUAUUUUACGAAUUUCGGUAGGAAAAUAAAGUAUCGACUGCCGAGUACGACUCCAAUUUACAGCAGCCUGAGUACAGUCGCCUACGAGAGCGUUACCGCACGUCCGCGGUAUCAAUUGAAGGAAGAAGAUAAAAAUUAUUAUGAAAAACAGGAGAUAAAAGAAAGUAAUGAGUACUAUGAUAAUAUUUACUCAUUGAAAAAUGAUAUCAAUGUUAAUUACCAACGUCCAUUGCCGACGAUUAAUCCAGACGCUGAAUUUAUUGAUGACUAUGACGGGUCAUUGCCGGCGCCGACAAUUAGGACGGUGGUUAAUAAAAAUCAAGGGAGAAAAUCGGCUAAACAGUAUCACUAUCAGUCAAACCAUCCAAGUUUGCUGCCUAUUAAUUACAAUAGUGAUAACGACAACAAUAAUUAUCAUCAACGAGUGCCGAAUAGUUUUAUUUCAUUGUCUGGCAGUCAUCAGCAAUAUUACCAGCAAAGCAGAAUUAAAAAUCAGCAAAAACCGAUUUCACUGGCUGGUGAUAUCGACGUUAAUUACAAUAAUCCUCCCCCCAUAAAUCCUGAUGCUGAGUUUAUAAACAUAAAUCAUCACCCGCAUUCACAUGCUAAUUCAAAUUUGAAUUUAAAUUUAAAUUCAAAUCAAAGACAAAAUGGGGAAUUAAGAGACGAACCGAGAUCUUAUUUUACCUACAGAUUACCUGGUGAUGAUGGACACGUGUAUUUUUUUACUCCUCACGUUAUUAAUAGACAGCGUCAAGAAAAUUACGGAGGGACUAGAUUAAGGGGAUUUAGAUCCGCGGAACAGAAACGUAAUUAAAUAUUUUAAGUAUAAAUUUUUUAAAACUUUUUUUGUGUUAAGAAUUUUAAAUUUUAGUCAAAUGCCAUAACUGAUUUUAAAAUAAAUAAUUAAUCGCUAAUUUGUAAAUAAAUUCAAAUUAUUCAAGUAUAUUUUUUUUAGAUAGUAAGUCAUAUAUAUGAAAAAUAUGUAAUUUAUAAUUGUGUAAUUGUAUGCUUGCGUAUAUGUACUGUCUGUGAUUAAUUUUAAAUAAAUGUAUAUAUAUAACAUACACUGACAAUGUUAAGGUUU